Messenger RNA from Priapulus caudatus, 7849 nucleotides. Its product is annotated as protein ELYS-like. The transcript has 36 exons. Gene Ontology annotation, molecular function: protein binding. The coding region runs from base 161 to 6805 and encodes 2214 amino acids. Lineage: Eukaryota; Metazoa; Priapulida; Priapulimorpha; Priapulimorphida; Priapulidae. The record is from RefSeq and is a predicted model, not a curated record.
CGAAAGUUGAAAUACUAAAAAAUUGUAUGAUUUUGCGUUUGUUUAAAAAGAUGAAUAUGGUAUUGUAAAUAUAGCACAGCAGCUUUUCCCAAGUCCGCUAGGAUCGAUACAGAAAGAGCACUAUAGAACUGUUUCACAUGUACAGCGUACACAAACAACAAUGAGAGGCGAGUUACUUCCAAACUUCACAUCCAAGUUUGUGCCAUUUUGUGAAGCGACAGCCGAUUGCAUCAGUGCACAGCUCCCAAAGCAAGAUGCAGCUUUACUUGGUGGUUUGUUUGAAGAUGGAGGGCUUGCUUGGGUGGCAAGAGGUGGUUCACUAGAGGUCAUCGAUACAGUCUCAGGUUUGAGGCAGGCAGCAUGGCAAUUCGGUACAAUCUUAAAUGAUGAUGGCGUUGCUGUGACGUGCGUCUCAGAUUACCAGGUGACGGCACAUUGCUCAAUACUCCUGGUAGGCCUGGACAUGAGUGGGCGUGCUGGAAUGCUGUGCCUAUUCGACCCCGUCACGUCAACAGUGCGGAAGGCCAUUGCUGUUAAAGAUCCGGUGACGUGUGUUGAGCCCGUGUGUGGUGCUGAUGCGGCUGACGACACGCUGAGCGAGCACCUGCAGUGGUUCCACGGCGUCGUCGCUGUCGGCACGCGCCGCGGACACGUCUACCUGCUCGACCUGUGCUGCGACGAGCGCACGUACGUGUCGGACGAGGUCAGCAGCAGCUCGAUGCGCCUCAUCACGGCGCGCACGCCCAACGUGCAGCAGUGCAGGGACGAUGCGCUGCAUCGCAGACAACACCUGUGCCUGGAGGUCGGAGAUGACAGUCACAGAAAAGGAAAGUUUCAGUAUAGAAAGCCAGAUAGCAGCAUCAUGGAAACAUUGACAGCAGAUGCAGUCUGGGUUACGUGUGCCAAGUACGUGAAAGAGAUCGGAAUGCUUGCAGUGGGUUUCAACUUUGGCUGCUUCCAGCUCUGGAGUCUCAGCGGCCCAAACCUCGAAUAUAGCAGUCAAUUUGAAUGUGACCUUUCACCCAUUACUAAAGUAGCAUAUCAAGAACCGGAAAACGAUCCAAGAAAUUACAAUUACCUUUGGGUGGCUAGUGGCCCACUGUCACUGGAAAAUAGUAUCCACAUACCAGCGUCGCUGUGGUUAUACCAGUUGGCUUUCUCCAAGAAGUGUUGGUUACACGAAUCUGGUUUCUACUUUUACGAGGAGUUUCAGUCAUGCGGCCCACGCUACGAGUUUAACUUGACGGAAGACCCAUACAAUCAGUUAGAGGAUACGUUCUACGGCAGCCGGCUCAUAUCUUGUGCUACGAUCGGAGCUGAUAGGCAGGCAGCCCUCAGAGGUCUGGGUGAUGACGAGCAGAUGGGAGAGGAUAGCAGCAGUGAGGAGGAAGAUCGGCACAGCAAUGACCUGAGUCUGUGCGCGUUCGUCUGGGAGACGCAGCCGUCGCAUCCGACGUCUCAGUCUCAGUUUGUACUCGGUAUAUUCGACAUGAAUCGCUGGUACCACGCACAGAUGCCAACCAGUCUCAGGCCUGGCAGCAGUGACUGCAGCUAUUUUGCUUUCUUCUCCAUUUCAUCAGCCGUGGAUGAUGUGUCGUCUGAAGUCAUGCUGAAUGUACACAUUCCACCGAGCAGCCUGGCAAGCGUUUAUUGCUGUGGCACCACAAGACCAGCAUUGCUUUCCAUCAUCCCUGUCAUUUGGCUAAGCGAUCUUUCUUGCAACAUACAGCACAGGGAGCAUCUGACUUUCAUGCCGGAGAUGUUACUGACAGUGGUACUGAUUUUGAUUCCGAAGCUAGAGUUUCUAGCAGCAUGCGUCAGAGAAAUGUCUGAGGUGCAGUGUGUUGAGUCGGGAUGCACAUUACGCUUCUUAUUUGAGUGGGCGUGGAGUAAAGUCAUUGAGACCAAGGUAGCUUUCGACAAACUCGUGGUACCGCUCUACAACUGGUCAGGGGUGCAGCUGGAUGAUCCGGCCGUGCGCAGUCUUUACCAGCAUUCGUCCAGACUGCAGCAUUUGAUAAACCUCUACCGCAUGGUGCUUGACAGUCACACCUUCAUGACGACACAAGGUGCUACAGAGCUAAAUGUUAGACUGAAGGUGCUCACAUUGCUCUCUCAGCAUAUAGAGGUGGUCAUCUGGUUCGUUGACAAAAAACUGCUACCGGAGAAUGAAGAAGGUCAACAGCUGUACGGUGACUUGCUGGCGUAUCCAGCGCAGGCACUCUCUAGAAUCACCACUGCAAGAAGACGGGAAAUGCGUGAGAGGAGCGGUUCGAGGGAGAUGGACGUAUUGCUGAUUGAUGGUCUUAUUGCUAGUACGGGUGACUGUAUCACGCAGCUGUGGGGGAAGGCUGAUGGUAAUGGCCUUUACCCACCACCUAGCCUACACGAGUUAUUGAAUGUCUACCUACUCGAUGAUGUGCCUCUGGAGAAGAAACACUGCCUCGUGCUCUACCUUCUCAUAGACCUCAUGUCAAUCUGUGCUGAGCAGCGGCUAAUCAAUGUUGUUGACGAGCUUCGAAGUUUCUGGUCAGCGUUUCGUCUUCCGGAGGGCAAGCUCAAGCUGAUGCAGGCCUUCUGGCUGUUUGACCAUGGCGAUCUAGAGGAUGCUGUAAACCUGUUUCUGCAUCCCAUGGUAAACCACGCCGUCGCGUAUCCAUGGCAACAUGCUCUGAUCAUGAAGACGUUGCUGCACGAGGGGGAGUCUAGUCUGGCACUUCGCUACAUGCGCAUCAUGCAACCCGUGAGCAACGAUGUGAAUGACGUCAGUCUAAAGAUAUCUGUGCUGGUGGAGAAUGGGUUGAUAGCAGAGGCACACAGCUUCCAGAGAGAACAUGCAUUUGCUGCAAACAGUGAGGUCCUGUUUAGACACUUCUUCACUGCGUGUAUGAAGACAAAGUGCGUCUAUCAGCUGCUGCAGCUUCCCCUGGAUUCUCUGGAGGAGCAGUACCUGGUCACAUUUCUGAAGAAGCGCAUGGACGAGGUUGCGUCCGGCGAGCUGCUCGUCAUGUACCUGCUACAGAGAGCACGCUACAUCGAGGCCCUGCAGCUGAACGAGAGCCUCAAGCGUCUCACAAUGGUAUCGAUGGACCGAGCUGUGAGAGAACGGGUGGCGACUAGGAAUUUGAUAGUAGACAUGUACAUGAAGACACUGCCCGAUGUGCAGCGUAAAUUGGCCCUGCACCCUGAUGCCUACUCCGUCAGACCGACGUACACAAAACGAUUUGCACGUCCGAAACCACUGUCGACUGUCGUAACGCAGUCUAAGAUGAAGACAAUGACGCUGGCGACCCUGUUUGAGACCAUGCUAGAAAAGGUUGGGGAACUAAAACCCAAAGAAUCGUCUGAUGAUUGGCCGGAAGUGGACUCACACGUGCCAUUCCUAAGCACGCCAAUUACGCCACGUAGGCACGCCUCUAGGAUACGCCGUGUCUCGGAUGGUGAAGCUCACGUUGAUCACACGCUGCGAUUCUACAAGGCACCCGAGUUGUCAGCGGACAUGUUCGUGUCACGAGCCAUAAGUCCACAGCAGCGGGCCGAGCUGAGCAAGAUCAAAGAGAGGCUGAUGCGGAGCACGCUGCCACUGCUGCAAACGCCUCCUGUCGUCAGGCAGCGGGCGCGGACGGCAUCUCAGCAUCGCGACGCGACGCCCCAGAGCAUCCUGAAGGUGCGCGAGGCGAUCGCACUCUCCCCGAGCCCCACGCUGACGCGCGCGCGAGCCAAGCCGCUGCGAGAAUCCUUGGAUGAGAGUGCUCAGAAGACAUCGUCUGCAGCUGGUUCCUCUUCUAAGCAGCUGAGAUUCGUCUUGCCAGAUAAUGAUAUCUCACUGAUUCCUUCUGAGGAAGAUGGGGCUUCGCGGCGUGCCAGCCUCACGUCGAUCAUGAUCCGUUCGCGCGUUCCGACGCCGAAGCGCACGCCACGAUUCUCCCUGACGCCGCACAGCGUUGCCGUGACGACGAAGACGUCAACAGACAGCGUCGCCGCGACGACGGCGACGGACAGCGACAGCGCCGGCGACGCGAGCAUUGACAUCUCGGGUGUGGAGCAUCACCAGGUGGCGCCUCCGACGGUCGCUGAAGACAUGGACACUUUGGAGGAUUAUGGCGACGAGACUCCAGAGAUCGAGGGGUCGGUGGAGGACCAGAGCGGCGAACGGCGCGGGAAUUCAUCCUCUAUGGAGGAGGGCUUUGUUGGCGAGAAGGCUAAUGAGGAGGAUGAGGAGCAGGAGGAGGAGGAGGAGGUGCAGGAGGAAGAGAUGGAGAUGGACGAUGAGUCAUUCCAUACGCCACAACAUAGCGUUGUCGUGGACGAGGAUAUCACGUUCGUGAGUCUUGGGAGAUCUACUGGCAGAAUAGCAGCGUCGAUGAACGAUACGGCGAAGUCGAGCGACAGCAUCGACACCGUUCCCAUCAUCGGCAGCCCGGCUGGACAACCCUCGCCGGACGACCGCACCCGCGUGUCCACGCCGCUCUCGCUGCUCAGGCACCUAUCCAGCCCGCAUUCGCGCUUCCUCGCGGGGAAGCCCCUUCUGGGAGUGUCGCCCCUCGCCCGCGCCAGCAUCGGCGAGACUGCGAGCGCCGUCGCCGGAUCCCCGACGCUGACGCCCACGACCGGUGGCGCCCCCGCGGAGUCGUCGUCGUCGUCUUUUAUCCGCGCAUCGCCCGUCAUCAAGCGGUCGCCGCUCGUGAGGCGCGCGAUUCGGCCGGAGUUAGAGGACGCGUCGCCGGGCGUCGCCGCCGCGUGCGAUCAGUCUCCUUAUAUCUCGCGGCGCGAAGGUCACGCAGAGGUGAUGCAGUACAGCGAUCUAGAGGGUGGCGCCGGUGCGGAAGAGGCUGUGGUGGAGCGACGGGCAGGCGAGAUGAAGUCUCAUCAUGACAGCGAGGAGGAGGGAGAAGAACUGCAAGCAGACGAGCCUGCGUUUCGUCGUGAUGAUGACGUGAACGUGCACGCAAACGUUUCUGUGUUUCGAAGCGACGGUGAAGAGGUGAUGGAACGGCGUGAGAGCGCAGAGAUUCCUCACGUUAAUGAUGCAGGAGCAGAGCAGCAGGCAGAGGUCGUUACCCACGAGUCCUGGCUAGAGGUUGGAGCUGCAGAUGUGACACCACCAAGCUCCACACCUCCCGCAAUGCAAACACUAGGACAAACACCAAGUCCGACAGUGUCUGCAGCAAUGACUGCAUCACUCUCACCAUCACCAACAACCCGGACGCCGCACUCGUGGUCCCCUAGGUCGCAGGCACUGGCAGAUUCUUUACCUACAGUAGCAGUUUUAUCGCACUCUGACUCCCCCACAUUACAGGUUGCAGUAGCCUCAUCCUCUCUCACGGCACAUACACCGUCACCUCCAGUGUCCGCCAAAGCACACAUGCACGCACCUUCAUCACCAACGAUGCAGACAUCAUUCCCUCUAUCACCAACAAUGCAGACAACGACACAUUUGUUACCAGUGAUACAGAUGUCGACACACUUGUCGCUGACAGUGCAAACAUCGCCACACUUGUCACCGACAAUGCAAACAUCGCCAUACUUGUCACCGGCAAUGCAAACAUCGCCACACUUGUCACCGACAAUGCAAACAUCGACACACUUGUCACCGGCAAUGCAGACAUCGACACACUUGUCACCGGCAAUGCAGACAUCGACACACUUGUCACCGACAAUGCAGCCAUCGACACACUUGUUACCAACUGUGCAGACUCUAACAGACAUGUCACCUACGACGAGACAGACACCGGAGCCGAGACAUGCGAUUCAGGAAGCGUUGACGUCCAGCCCGAGAGAUGACAAGCAGCAGCCGCAGCGACGGGACAGUGAUGACACGGUGACGCAGGUGACGCCGGACGUCUCGCUCAUCGCGUCACAGGAUUUGGAGAUGAAAGCAGAAGGAGAAGAAGUCACCUUGCAGGAAGAGAAACAGGAGAAGUUUAGUGUGCAGACACCUGUGGUCGCCCAAACUUUGCGAUCAACGAGAUCAAAGAGCGCAAAGGAAGAAGAAUCGAUUUACACGUUUGCUAAGCCACUAACAGUGACAGCAGUAACGACCUUCACCGCCAAUGAAGUGGACGCUUUCUCCUUCAUCUUCUCUCCUCCCCUCAUGCGCUCUGCCAUGCAGCGCAUAAGCCUCGACUCGAGCGCCGCCAGCGAACUCGGCCUGUCGGUCGCCAUGGCGACGCGUUCGCGCCGCAAGCACGACUCGUCGGCAUCAAGCAUCAUCAGCGAGGCGGGUGAGACGUCUCGCAUGGUGACGCGGUCUCGAGGUAGGCACGACUCGUCAGCAUCAAGCAUCGUCAGCGAGGCGGGUGAGACGUCUCGCGUGGUGACGCGGUCUCGAGGUAGGCACGACUCGUCAGCAUCAAGCAUCGUCAGCGAGGCGGGUGAGACGUCUCGCGUGGUGACGCGGUCUCGCGGUAGGCACGACUCGUCGGCAUCAAGCAUCGUCAGCGAGAUGGGUGAGACGUCUCGCGUGGUGACGCGGUCUCGCGGUAGGCACGACUCGUCAGCAUCAAGCAUCGCCAGCGAGGCGGAUGAGACGACGACGACGCUCACACACUCGGCGCUGCGCCGCCUCAGCAAAGACGGCGGUGCAGAGAAGCAGCCGACGACGCCUGCAACAAGGUCGACGCGUUCGUUUGCAGCGCACCCUAGUGACAGCCCUGUGAGUCUGCUGUCGCCGAUCGUCGAGGAUGCGGCGACGGCGGCCGGCGCGUCGCGGACGACGAGGGCCUCCGUAGCGAAGGGAGUGCCGCGUCGGUCGCUGCGCACAAUCAAGAAGAGCAGAAAGAUCCUCGCGAAGAAGAAGUCGUGAGACGGGGGAGCAAGCGGCCCCAUUGUUGUUGGAAGCGUAGCGAUGCAGUCGAUGACGUGUCGUAAAUGGGUGUAACUCUCGCGAGUACAGAACGUCGUGACUGUUGCACGACGCUUUGUGACGGUGGUUUUGACGUUUUAGACUUGCGAUGUCAGAAGCAUUUACGUUGCUGAUAGGAGUUACGAUGGGCUCCAGGGUUUCAGCAGAAACCGAGGGAGCACCCAAGCAUACAAAGGUAGGAUGCGUUGUCAUGGUGAUUGUAUGUAGCCUGAGCUUUAACAAGGAGGGUCAAAUAUCAAGUGCUAGGGGUCAAAGGACUAAUUUGAGGUAUUUCCGUUGAUAUAUCGCAUAGAGAUCACCUUUUCAGAGCGAGGGUUUGUGUUUUUACGACUGUAUUGAGAGGAACGUGGGCUAUACUUUCUAAGAUGUACUUUAUAUGGGUAUGCAGUACGAGAUAGCAAGCAGCAGUCAAGGAAACUCAUUUAUUCUUUAUGUUUCCAGGAAAUAUGGAAUGGCUAUAGUUAUAGAAGCUUGGGUGUGUGUUUCAUGUGAAAGAAAUAAUCCAAUUCAUUUAGUUUUGUUUACAUGCCUUACAUAUGUGCAGAACAGGCAAUUAUUAAAGAUACGUGCACAGUGACAUUUUGAUUCAUUCAACUCUCUGCCACUUUAUCCACGAUGUUAAGCAGCUGUAGUGUAUGUAACAGAACUGUCCUUUAGUGAUAUUUAGCUCAGAAAUAUUACCGAGAUGAUUCGAAGUAGCAGACCGAAGUGCAUUUGAUUUAGUUGAUCUUGUUCGGUGUAAUAGGCAUGUGACCUGGUGCUUGGUAUAUCUGAGAAGAAUUUAGAAAUUCGGUAGACUUAUAUAACAUGUACAGGUGUUCAUAUGAAAUGAAUAUGCUUAUAUGACUUAAGCAACAUCAGUCAUAACUUAGGUAAUCAAUUGUAUCGUGUGAUCAUUGUGCUAUAAAUAAUAAGUGUAUUUCGACCAAUAGAUGGCGCCACCUUUUCAGCUAAAUAAAAAGAAUGUAAUACAUGUACAAUGUA